CGCCAAAACUUGUAUUUCACUAAUUAAAUCCCCAAAUUUGAAGGCAUAAAGCUUCCUUCAAUCACAUUUCCAUGGCUUCACAAAAUGCAUCUGUUGCUCUUCUCCUCGCACUAGCUCUUCUCGUCCAAGCCGCUUUUGGAAACAUUGAGUGCGAGAAUUUGGAGAAGGAGUCGUGCGCGUACGCGGUGUCGUCGACAGGGAAGCGGUGCGUCCUUGAGAAGCAGGUGCGGCGGAGCGGGGCGGAGGAGUACGCGUGCACGGCGUCGGAUAUCGACGCCGACAAGGUGAAGAACUGGAUCGAGAGCGACGAGUGCAUCGAAGCGUGCGGCCUCGACAGAUCGGAGCUCGGAAUCUCCUCCGAUUCACUACUGGAAGCGCGAUUCGCUAAGCAGCUCUGCUCCAACCGCUGCUACGACAACUGCCCCAACAUAGUUGAUCUCUACUUCAAUCUCGCCGCCGGAGAAGGGGUGUAUCUGCCCAAAUUCUGUGAGGCGCGAGGAGCGAAUGCGCGCCGAGAAAUGGCGGAGAUAAAAAGCUCGGGAUAUGCUGAAUCGCCCAUAGAUGACAACUCUGCUACCUUCUUUGGCUCCCCAGCAUUGCCUCCCACGGACUACUAAAUUUCUUCCCAAAUAAACAUACAUAUCAUAGUGAUGAAUACAUUUUCAAAUAUUUUAUACUACUCGUAUUUUGUUAAAUUAGCAACGUUGGCUCCUAAAAAUUGAAUGAAACUCUAAACAUAUUACCACGUAGGUGGUGUGUUUAGCCAUUUACAAUUACAAAA
Messenger RNA from Salvia splendens (bonfire salvia), 781 nucleotides. RefSeq lists its product as uncharacterized. The transcript has 3 exons. NCBI's taxonomy places the organism in Eukaryota, Viridiplantae, Streptophyta, Magnoliopsida, Lamiales, Lamiaceae. The coding region runs from base 72 to 617 and encodes 181 amino acids. The record is from RefSeq and is a predicted model, not a curated record.